UAAAAUAGAUGAAAUAUCAUCUAGGUGUAAGUUCCUGUUAAGUAGUACUACUAUUCCAGGAAGAUCCUCCUAGAGGGGAAAUCUCCUUUUUCAACCACUUUGAGACAAGUCAUCAGAAAUCGAAAAAGGUAUUGUAGAAACAACUACUAGAAACUGGAGAGGCUUCUUCCACAGCUAAUGUAGGACUGCAGUAUACAUGAAGUAUAAUAAGAUGGAAGUGUUGGAAUCACUAUUAAUGCCCUUCCUUCUCUCCAGGUGCUAUUUCAGCAGUCUGUGAUGGGAGAUGAGGCAGACAGUCACCUUUUCCUUCUAUGGAGGAUGUGAUAUCAGAAUACAGGUCAACUGAUUUUAAUUUGGAGGUCCUGGUUCUUUAUUCCUUAUUUGGCAGACAGCCACGGAAGUCAUAUCAGCAAUCACCAGUGUUAAUGGGCCUGCUUGCUGCUGCAGGAAAAUUGCAAGUGGAUUACAAGAUCAUGGAUGGAUCUAAAGGAACUUUUGUCAACGGUGAUGACAUACAGACUUCCAGUGACUUCUGACAGCAAUUAAUAGCUGCAUAAUUUUUGAUGGUUAAGAAAAAAACCCCAAACAUUCAAUGAUUGCCACAUGAGUUCCCCAAGGAUAAUGGAUCCUAAGAUGAGAGAGGCUGAAGGAGACGGAGAGGACAACUCAGGAAAGAAAAAAUCAAAGUUCAAGUCUUUCAAAAAGUUUUUUGGUAAAAAGAAAAGGAAAGAGACAUCAUCUUCUGUGAGCAGCACUCUGAAGUUGUGCCAGUCAACAAGUGAUGUCGCAGCCCCUCACGACAUGCGCAUUAGCUACGAUUCUGAAGAUGAACUUGAGACACAUAAAGGCAUUAUGGGAAGCAGAGCUUUGUCACAUGAUAGCAUUUUCAUCCUUGAGACUGGGCAAGAGCCUGCAAGGCCAGUAAGAGUGUUUUCUCAAGAAAACAUUUCUGACCGGAUUAGAGCUUUACAGCUGAAACUCCAGCCCACCAUGAAACUGGGGCCUCCGCCUCCAUUUGGACUUCAUGCAAAGCGAACAGAGGAUGCUGGGACAAGUUCUGAAGAUGAUGGAUUACCCAGGAGCCCUCCAGAAAUGUCUUUGCUUCAUGAAAACCUAAACUCAGGAGUGAGAACAAGAUUCUCUGACUCUCACAAGCACCUUAGCUCUUUGAGUUUAGCUGGAACAGGCAGUGAAGAAGAAGAACAGGUUACAUUGGGUUCUUCAUCUAGAUCUUGUUCUACAGAUGGUCAGCCGUUCACUAGGCAUGGAAGUACCAAAACUGGGUCUCCCCGGACAUCUGACAGUACCAUCUCCCCUACAGCCAAUUUUGACACACCACCUGAGCUUUCUGCUUUCUUGGAUAAUUCUGCUGCUAAACAUAAGCUUUUAAUAAAACCCCGGAACCAGAGAUCCAGCAGAAUGAGAAAAUUUUCUCAGAGGAUCCAGUCUGAAUCAUUGACAGAUUUGAGCUGUACCCCAGAGGAAGAGGAAGAGGAUGAUGCUGUAUUCAAACCCAGCAAUCAAGAACUGCCAUGCAGCACAGCUGCAACGCAGAAUGUGGCUUCCUGGCCAAAGCCCAGGAUGCCUGAGGACCUCCCCCCUGCUUUGAGACCAGUGAUGACUCAGCCUGCUUCCGAGUCUGCUGUUGGACAGGAAAACCUGCUACCAGAGAAUAAGCAGAAGGACUGCCAACCAACACUGGAAAUGACAUGUGAGGAGUCUGAGUCCUCAUUGCUGUCAGAAGGCAAAGACUCUGCACCUUCUUCCUAUUCCAGUUCCAACAGACAAGCACAAAAGCAAGAAGAUUCCUCAGAAACACUGGUUCUGUUGUCUGGGGAUGUGUCAAUCGAUAUUGUAAAUCAAGAAAAUAAGGAGCUUCCUACUGUGUUUCCAUUAAAUAAAUUACCUUCUGAAGAAAAUAUUUCAAUUAGUAAGAAUAGUAUUGUUUGCUUGGGAAGGUCAGAAGAAAAUAAACAGAAGGAUGAUCAGGUACCCGUGGAAAUGCCCUGUAAUAAAGGGGCUAACAAAGAGUUUACUCUAUUGUCAGAGUCCAGCAAGGAGUUUUUCAUGGGUUCUUCCCAGCCCACAGACUCAUUCCAUGUUUCACAUCCUGCUUCUUCAGUGCAGAUGGGAUCAUCUACUUUCAGCUCUCUAGAGAAAAUAAAGACUACACAGGAGGCAGCUGCUUCUGAUAAGAACAGCCAGCCACCUGUCCAUAAGGAGGAACAGCUGGGGAAGAAAGCUGAAAAAGCAGUCAAUGAACUCAAUGCCUUCAAAAAGUUUUCUGUUUCCUCUGCACGGGAGAGACCAAGAACCAGAAGUCUGCAUUUCCCAGAAAGAUCAGACUUGGAAAGCCCAUUAAAUACUGGAUUCUUCCUGUCCAAAGCAAAGGUCUCCUCAAGAAAUGAGAAGUGGCAAGACGACUUCCAGAAGGGAUCAGAUCUGGACAUGCAAAAAAGUAGCAACGAGAAGGAGACUCUACUGCCAGAGUCCUACUCUGAGAACACAGGCCAUCCUACAGAAAUUUUGGCCGGUUAUGUUUCCCCAGAUGGUGAUGCAGCACCAAUGCCAAGCAAUUCUUCAGUGGCAUCCCAGAAUCAGCCAAGUUGUAAAGACAAAGGUCCUUUUCAAGUGAAACUUAGAUCCAUCUCACUGUCCUUGAAAUAUGAGGACAACUCACCAUCAGAAUCAAAAGGGAUUAAAAGAUACAGCGCAGAAUUUGAUUUAGAAAAUGAGGGAUUGACUUCCUUUCUAAGGGGUGAUAAGGCAGAGAUCAGAAAAACAGCCAAUACAAAUACUGGUGAUUCUUUAAAUGAAAAGAUCAAGCCCAAGUCCAAGUCCUCUGAACAGCUUAGUAGCAAACCUCCAUUGCCUAAAAAGCCAGUGCUGCAAAGCAUAACCAUUCCAAACACUACAGCAAGCAAGGAGAAGCAGGACAAAGCUAUCCACUCUCCUGAAUCCAGAAAUGAAGACAGAGACUUGGAGAAACAGUCAACUGCUUGCAAAGUGCCUGAAAAAAACGUGCUUUCCCCUGUGGCUGCCGGAGACUUUGGAAGAGAUCCUGACACUCCUACAGAGCCAGCUUGGAUUUCCAUUGCAAGGCAGAAGCAGAGGGGCAUGCAUCAGGAGAAGGAAGUCGACAGAGAAAAGCUUGUGGCUCCAGAUAAGUCAAAUACAGAGAAACAGAAUAAAGGAAAGGAAAAACCAGAGGGGCCAGUGAAGCAACAAUGGAGCAAACCUUCACACUUGGCACCUAAAACUACUUCUGAAGAGCAGAAGAAAGACACAAAGUCUGAAGCGAAGUCCCUGCUGAGAACCAAUUCAUUGUCACAUUAUGUCCCUGCAGCUCCAUCACCCGCACUUGUGGAUAAGGAGGAAAUAAGCCACUUGAAGAAAGCCAGUAGUGCUGCUCCAGAUCAGCCAUCGUGGAUGGAGCUGGCCAAAAAGAAGUCUCAAGCUUGGAGUGAUAUGCCACAGAUUAUAAAAUAGAAUGAUGCAAACAAGUAGCAUCUUUUAUAAUUAAGUCAACUGCUUAACUGAACUCGUGCAGACCAGCUAAUCACAGUGAAGAGUCUCUUGAUAUGGAAGGGUUUUAUUGUACUGCUGAGGAGAAAGUGUGCAAUAGGUGCAGUCAAAAAGUUUACCUUCAAUUUUGUAGCAAUCAGAAUUGCAAUGGCAAUGGAUUACUUAAAUUAUGCUAAGGACAUACUUACACUUCGGAAAAUAAAACUUUUGCCUUAUGUAUUUCCUGCAUUUUCUGCUUUUAAUGAUGUUUGUAUUUAAACAGGAUCUUUGCUAAACUUUGCCGAAUUUCUGUUGUUGCUGGAAAAUUCUAUUUGUUAUGGUUGUCUCUGUUUACAGUUAUGAGCUGUGCACUUGCAUCCUGAUUCUCUUGAUGUGUUUCACUGGAAUCACAUGACAUGCUUUCUACCAAAGCUAUUAGGCCUGUGGAGGUAUUCCUGAAUAGCUGCUAGUGAGUACUCCAUUAAGAUGUGUGGCUUGAGCUGCAGGUGUGCCUAGCUAAGCCAGUGACUCCAUUUGGGAGAAAUUUGGAAGGCAAACAGGAGAGAAUAAGGCUGUUUUGGGGUUUAGGUUGCAUUUCGGGGGACACAAUAUGCACACUUAUGUGUGACCAUUAAAAAAAUUCCUCAGUUCUUUCUGUGAGCAACCUUGGUUGCACAGUGGUUUCAAACAGGCGAGCAGUAAGGAAACAGAACUGCAGUUGGAAUCUCAUCAAGACAUCUACAGUUGCUUUUCUACCUGGAUUCAUCUGGUUGCAACUGGCUUUCCUUCCUGUGAAACCUCAUGCCCAGUCAGGAGGAUGGUAUUAGUAACAAUGGUCAAUAUGAAUUUAAUUGAAAAUUAAGAACUGAAAAUCCUGCAGCUAAAGUUCAAACUGAAAUGCUGCGGGAAACUGUGAAUUUCAUCACAGUGCCAGCUUCACAUAUCAUCCUUCACAUAAUCCUAAUUCCUCUCACUAAAAGCCAGUAACAUACAGAUAGCAUGUGUGUACUUGACUACGUUUAUAGAACAGCCUCGUGCUCACUGGCCUGAGUCUCCCCCACCAGUCUGUGACUCCCACUCAUGAAGUCUCCCAGGCUCUUCACCUUCACUUGUUUAACAAGAUUGACAAGAUAAAUCAUUUACUGCUGAUUGACUGAAACUACUCUGAACAUAUUUUAAGACCACCGUAUAUGUUACAGUAGCAAAGGACAAACCCUGCGAUGCCCCACUGCUGAGACAAGCAUUUCAUCUUUUGUAUGCAUGGGUGCAAUCUUUUGAUUGCAUGCACUGCAAUGCCUAGGUUUAUUUAUGUUUAUAACAGUGGUUUUGUUUUUAUUAUCACAUUACAUUCUCUUUGGAAAAAUGUGGGGAGACUUUAGGAGGCAUAGGAUUUUCUAGCACCUGUGUCACAAUUUUGAAAUCUUGUCUUCUCUACAGAGGCAGAAAGGAAAACCCUCUCAGUAAUGACAACUGCAUUUAGUAACAAAUAAAGAAAUGGAGAGUUCAACACAUGAAUAUCCAAGAUGCUGUUAGAAGUUUUCACUCAGGUUGUCUUUCAUUGUUAGAAGCAGGGGGAGGAAAAGCUAGUUUUAUGUUUGUCAGAGCCUUAGGACAGAGCCAGUGAGCCUGCAUCGCUGUUGGGAUCAGCCAGCUUGGCUGCUGGCGUCCUGAAUGGGGCCGUGCACAGACCUGCUGCAGCCCCACACAGAGCUGGCAGUAGCCCCGACCCAAACAGGGCUCUGCCAGCUGUCCCAGGGUUUUCUCCUUCCUGCAGAUGGCAAAAGGCAGGGUGAGAUACCUGCUGAAAUCACAAAUGACAAGACAGCUCUCUGUCAAACAGACCCACAUCCAAAAUGGUAACUUAAUUAUAGGACGUGCAACCUUGGGCUCAAUUGCCCAAAGGCUGGCUGUUCAAAAGACUUUCACACUUCUCCCCCAUGAGCAAGCAUGCACAAUCCUUAAUCUCAAGCGGUAUUUUUUUUCUUUUUUUGGUAUUAAUAUUCUAGGACCUACAGUAGAAAUAGAUGUUUUUGAGAUACAAUAAAAACCAUCUUAACUCCCUCUCUUUUCAGAACACCCUUACUGAAAUAAAUAAUUAGCAUAAAGUGUCAUGUUAAGAUACGCUAUUACCUUCGGUAGCAAUCUUGGAAAAAACCCUACUUUCUCUAAUUAAGGAAUAUAACAUAUAAAAAAAGAUCAAAUUUGUACCCUCUAAUUAUUGCUGCCCCAUGAAAAGGUUUUCAGGAAAUGUAGUUAAAGGUACAUUAUGUCUUCAUACAAUUCCCUUCCUGUUUAAAACAAUUAAAACUGCAAGAGCCUUUGCAAUCAGCGGUCUUCUUCAUAUUCCCCCCCCUGCAAUGGCCCUGGACUUUGUGCAAGAGAAGCCACUUGGCUACUUGAACCUCUGAUAUGACAGCCAGAGGAAGUUUUAUUUUCUCACACCGUUGUUCUGUCUCCAGAUUUCUAAGACAAGGGGUCAUGCAAGCAGGACUUGCUAUAGGUGUCCUGCAGCAGGUAGGCAGAAAAUAGUUUUAGAACUCACGUAUUUUUCUUCAGUGAAAUGGCUCAUUUGUGGAAAUAGAAAGAUGCAAAUAAAAAUAAAUUUCUCUCCUCUGUACUACAGUGAGUUAUGUUUCACACUCGAUGCCACCAGAAAAGCCUUUCAGAUCUGAUCAGCUUUCCUGAGGACAUCAUUAUACUUUUCCAGCUGAGAGGCAAUAUGACUAACUCAGGCUGAUCCAUUUUGCUCAGGCAGCUGCAAUAUAUAUUGUUGGAAUAUAACAUCUAACAGGGAAAUAAAAUGUAAAAAUUCACCUUUUGUUCAUGACUCAUGCACAUAAACUAAAACAGAAUUGGAAUUACAGUCAAAGAACAACAACAAAAUGGACUUGAUAAAUAGAAGCUUCCUCUUCCAGAAGUGCUGCAUGAAACAUCUUUGGCUUCCUGUUUAAUGACCAAGGUGCCUUCGGAGCAGUGAAGGACCUCAGAUAAUGCAAAUGAAAUAAUCUUUCAGCACACCCCCCCUAAAUUUGAUGAUUUAUGCAGUAUACUAGUUGGAUUACCCUAGUCAGCUACCUCCUUACAAUGUUUAGUAAUGUAUGUAAAAAAAAAAAAAAAAUCAACUAAACGUUUUUAAAUGGACAGUGAAGUGCAAUUUUUUAAGGGAAAAAUAUCCCCUCAAAUAUAGUCUUUACUUUGAUAUGGUGUUUUGUACUCUGCUGCCUUUGACAAUAAAAAUGGUUGCAUUUUUUUUUCAAGAUGAAGAGGAACAUAAGAUCUUGUUGGUAGUGAAAAAAUCCAUCAGCAGCAUAGCAAGCAGCUUGCUGUAAUUUUGCAAUGCUAUUAAUUCUGUCUUAGUCUCAAGGAGCACAAUAAACUUGCCAAAAUUCUUGCUUUGUAUACAUGAUGAGCCCUCUGCUGUGGGUAACAAAGGUUUAAUUAUAGGAUUUUGUGUUUGUGGUUGGAAGAUAACUUUUGUACUCUCACAGAGUCAAAAAAAAAAAUCCUCCAAACAAAUCCAAUGUGAACACUGGGCAGUGCUGUGUGUCUGUAAAAGCCCCAGGGGGAAAUGUAACCUUGUGUGAUCCUGCACAAUGGGGCUGCAUGGGAUUAACUCUUGUAGAAGACAUUUCAGCUCCCGUGGGGCACAGGUCUCACUCAGGCUCAAGUACUCCCAAUGUUUGCCAAGAUGCUCAACAAGUGACAGAAACCACUGAGUUUUUGUAGCAUGGGCUCUUUUAUUGUCUGACUUCACAA
Messenger RNA from Hirundo rustica (Barn swallow), 7260 nucleotides. It is a transcript of the gene CRACDL, whose product is annotated as CRACD like. The coding region runs from base 604 to 3489 and encodes 961 amino acids. The transcript has 13 exons. Lineage: Eukaryota; Metazoa; Chordata; Aves; Passeriformes; Hirundinidae. The record is from RefSeq and is a predicted model, not a curated record.